Messenger RNA from Pyricularia oryzae 70-15, 3028 nucleotides. RefSeq lists its product as uncharacterized. The coding region runs from base 1239 to 2423 and encodes 394 amino acids. The record is from RefSeq and is a predicted model, not a curated record. The transcript is spliced from 3 exons. NCBI's taxonomy places the organism in Eukaryota, Fungi, Ascomycota, Sordariomycetes, Magnaporthales, Pyriculariaceae.
AUUUGUUUGUUUCCUGUGCCACUAAUCAAUCACACCACUGUGAUCAAAGUAACAAAUCCACGUUCAUCGAAACAAUGGGAAACGAAACAAAAUGCGGACCCUGACAAGCUGUCUUGGUAUUCUUCGGGUGCAUUCAUGCCCGAUGGGCAUCCCGAACCAAUGGUAAAACAUUCUCAAAAACAUGAUAAUUAUUACAGCACACGACCUUUUCUCGAGGUUGAUCCCCGCACCGCCAAUGAUUUAUUCGCCUUGUUUAGCGCGUGGUCGUAUUCGCAUAGUCGUUGACAGGUCAAGAGUAUAAACUGCCCCCCACGGUUAGACCGGAUGAUGGAUACUCUUUAACUUUGUCGGAGGACAAUAGACUAGGUCUCGGAUGAAUGAAAACAUUCUACUUGGCCAUGCAACGGGCUCGCCUACCAGCGCAAGUGACUAUUUACAAUUUAUAGAUACGCCGUUAAGCAAAAGACCCAGUUCAAUAAGACGACAUAACGACGUCAGCAAAGACAGAUCGAAGGAUCCGACAACAAAUUGCCAGAAUAGGCACAAACACUGUUGCAACGUCUUUUUCCGCUGAGCCUUGGCCUGCAGUCGCGAAGCCACCGCCUAGCCCGCAGAUAUCCAAUCCGAAAGGGCUCGAAGUUCUUGGGUGCAUCGCUCAGCCCUGGGAUAGUUUGCUGUGUGGGACAGCUCAAAGUGGUGUAGCUUCAACAGACACAGCCUCUCUUACGGCACCUUUCCCCCGCCCGCUUACUUUUCGAAUCAACAUCUUCCCCCCAUCCCGACUUUUUCGGAAAAGCCCUUCCACUCAUGAUCGUUCGUUCGUCGAGUUGCCGUUUGCUCACACACUCAGUGACAAAGUAGGACAAAGGUUUUUUUGCUUGCAUUUUUUAUUACACCUUUUAAACUACUUUUAGAUUGGUUUCUCCUACUAUCCUCAUCGGACUUGGCCAAGACCAAAUCACAUUUUGGAAAGACACAACACAGCACUGCGUGCUUUGGAGGCCAAAACUAUUUCGCAGUGCUGUGCACAUUGAAGACUGAACUACGACACCCUCGCAGACCUAACCGAGACAGCUGAAGCCAGUCGAAUUGAGACUCCUUGACUUUUCCCUUCUUCUUUUCUCUUGCUAUCGAUUGCCCCCAAGGGGCAAAGACGGUGCUGUAUCAACACAAAAUUUUAUUCUCUCUCAACUGCCAUUCUCGCAUCUUCGUCUCAAUCCAGUUCAUAUUCAGACGUUAUGGCAUGGGGCCUUUCAAGCUGGCUUGGCCUGACGCGAUGUGUCCAGAUCGUUGCCUCGCUGAUUGCCAGCGCCCUGCACGGGUUCCUAUUUGGAUGGCUCUCAAUUAAUAGGCUGGGAAUGGCAAACAAUGUCAUCGUGCUUCAAUUCAUGAUGACCGCCUGGUUUUGUUUUGUCGUCAUUGCCUUUAGCAUCGUCCACACUAAGGGCAGAUCAACAAAGACCACAUUGCUCGUCGCCACCAUCGUCGGAGACAUUUGCUUCAUCUGGAUGGGUCUGGCUAUGAUUACACUUCUUUCACACGCUGGCGUGCCUGCUCACUGUGCAGGCCUUACCAAAUCUAUUUACGCAGAUGACGACACUCGCCGUGAACCCGCGAAAGGGUAUACCAGCAUUCGCUUCACUAAUCAAUGGAACGGUGCCAAGGGCGAGUUGGAUCGUUACUGCGCCCUCGAGCGCAUCUUCUACGGCGCCACCCUUCUCCUGAUAAAUCUCCAGCUUAUCACCGUCAUCCUCUCCGUCCUCCGCAUCUGCCAGGGCACCUACAUCAAAAAGACCGAGGCGAACGCGCAGACGAGCGAGCAGAUCCUACAAGUCCUGCGCGAGGAGGAGAAAACUAGGUCCAAGGCGUAUCCGCAGAACAGUUUCGCCUCGGGCAGCGGAGACACUGGGGUCGUGCAGCAAAAUCAAGGCCACAGCCAGUGCGAUAUCGCCUCGAUCCAGCCCAUGCCGAGCGAAGGAGGAUUGAUGUCGAGGACCUCGAUGUUGAAUUCCCGGGCACACCCGCAUCACCACCAUCAAUGUCAGCACCACGGCCAUCACCACGCUCAGCAGCAACCGCUGCUGUCUCCGGUCAGCCCGACCACCCCGACCUUCUUCUCAGAUCGAGCAGGACCUUCAUCCCCAAUAUCCACCCCGGGAGUACACCAAUCAAGUACGACGACCUUUAACGAGUUCGAGACGCCCGAAGACGAGGCCGCCGCCGCGGCAUUGAUCACCGACGGAUCUUCGGGAGGACGUACGGACCUCGAGGCCGGGUACGGCGGCAGCUCGGGCCUGCCUCCCUACACCCCGGGGAGGUUAAAUCCCAUGAACGGCCACGGGAACGAGAGCAACGAGAUGCGGCUCAGUGGCUAUGUCAAGGGGGAGACAAGGGCUCAGAAUAUGAAGGAUGGGAUGCGAUGAGGCGCCGGCAGGGAGUUACGACCAUAAAACGACAGAAUGAAACAAGCGUAUCCUAUUUUUUCCCUCUUAUUUUUGGAAAUGGCUUGCAAAAACAGUGGCAAGCUUUAUUUUCGCUUGAGGAAUUCUUUUUUCUUCUUGUUUGCACGAUACCAUUAUGGAAACCAGGCGUUCAUUAUAGGCGGACGAAUCCCUCGAGAGCGUCACUACAGAUUUUGGUUUUGUUGUUUGGGAUAAAAGGUUGUUAUUUCUACUUUCCCUCUUUCUCGUUUGGUCAAAUCUGGGAUGGGCUAGGUAUAAUACCACUUUAUUAGAAGUCUUUUCUUUUUCUUACCCAAUUUUAUUUGUGUUUAGAAAUCCUUUCAUCUCUGUUCCAUAUUCAGGAGUUGGUGGUACGAAAAUGCGUAUAGCACCUUAAAAACAAAUCAGCUCUGGCUAUCGAAUGCAAACCUAGAAAACAACACAAACAAAACUACAUUGGAUGUUGAAAUCCGGGUAUCAUUCGCACCCUUGACAGAAUUCAAUCCCAACCUUUACGAAAAAAAAACGCACCAUCCAUAAAAUUCGAACCCGCUUAAGCAAAUAAACUCUUGAAAUACAGAACCCCA